Molecule: messenger RNA, 1161 nt
Organism: Cetraspora pellucida
Lineage: Eukaryota; Fungi; Glomeromycota; Glomeromycetes; Diversisporales; Gigasporaceae
Source: the annotation of a GenBank genome assembly
AUGGAUAAUUCCCAAAUAUUUGAUGUUGAGAAAAAGGUAGUUCAAUUAGCGGCUGCUGUAAUCCCGCGUUAUAUCCGCGUAAAUACACUUAAAACAUCUAUUGAAAAGGUUAUAGAGCAUUUUCAAGCAAAAGGAUUUACUCAUGAGGAACCUAUUGAUGAUUUGACUAACAUAUGCCCUAAAACAAUUCGAAAAGAUAGACAUUUGCCAGAUCUUUUGAUAUUACCAUCAAACACAGACCUUCAUAAAGAUGCUUUAUAUUUAUCUGGUGAUAUUAUUCUUCAGGAUAAAGCUUCAUGUAUUCCUGCAUUUGUUUGUUCACCAUCUUUCAAUUCGCAUGUGAUUGAUGCGUGCGCAGCUCCUGGAAAUAAAACUUCGCAUCUAUCAGCCAUAAUGCAAAAUACAGGAAAAAUAUGGGCUUUUGAUCUUGAUAAAUCCCGAUUAAAUUUGCUUAAGACAUUAAUACAAAAGGCUGGGUAUGUUGAAGCUAUUCAUGGAUCUUUUUUGGAUGUUGAUCCCUUGGAUUCAAAAUACUCUAGUGUAGGUUAUAUCUUACUUGAUCCAUCAUGUUCCGGGUCAGGAAUCGUAAAUAGAUUAGAUUAUUUGAUUGAUGCAUCUGAUGAUGCUCAAGAACACUCGGAUCUUUCUCACAAAUUUAAGGAACGUCUUGAAAAUUUAAGCGAAUUUCAAGAAAAGAUAAUUUUACAUGCGUUUAAAUUUCCUUUAGUUCAAAAAAUAAUAUACUCUACAUGCUCAGUUUAUGCAGAAGAGAAUGAACAUGUCAUCAAACGCGUCUUGGAUCAAACAGACCUUUUUGUUUUGGCAAACAAGAAUGAUAUAAUGCCAUCAUGGCCAAGACGUGGUAUUUCAAGUGAAAUAAAUAAUGAUGAAGGAACUGCAGAAAAGUUAAUUCGCACAAGUCCAAAUGAGGAUUAUACAAAUGGUUUUUUCGUUGCAUGCUUUGUUCGUAAAGUCACAAAACUGAUCAAUACUGAGACUGACGGUGGCUUAGGAUCUAGGAAGCGAAAACGCAACAAGGAUAUCACAAUAGUCAAAAUUAAAGAUGAUGAUGAAUGGAGGGUUAGUGUUUUGGAUGAUAAUUCAUUGGUGUCAAAAAAAUCCAUAAAAAAUGAUGGAAGGAAAAAGAACAAUGCUUCUUAA